Molecule: messenger RNA, 1283 nt
Organism: Acyrthosiphon pisum (pea aphid)
Lineage: Eukaryota; Metazoa; Arthropoda; Insecta; Hemiptera; Aphididae
Gene: D1
Product: D1 chromosomal protein
Biological process (GO): regulation of DNA-templated transcription
Cellular component (GO): nucleus; chromatin
Molecular function (GO): DNA binding
Source: RefSeq, marked provisional
UUCACAAACCGCCGCCUUUAUAGUGUGUAGUGUAUACGCUUUUUCUCUGUUCCUUCUCAAGUCGUCCGCUCCGCGUCUCCUCGCCGGUGGUGAAUAUCAAAGCUGCACACUUCAUAAUUGUUUUAUUUUUUGUACGUUUUCAACGCACCAAAGCCGCCCCCGCUGCCAUAUCCAGAAUAUUGACUAUAUCGAUCUCAUAAAAAAAUAAACAUAAUGUCUGACGAUGGAGUUGUUGCAGAAAAGAGGAAUCGUGGAAGAGCCCCAAAACUGAAUGACGUAAAUGACAAAGACUCUAAAGACUCUAAAGAAACAAAAAAACGUGGCAGACCAGCAAGCAAACUACCAGCUAAAGCUGAAAAGAAGAUUGAAAAAGAAGGUGAAAAUGGUGAACCAGCUGCCAAAAGAGGUAGAGGAAGGCCAAAGAAGAGUCAAAAGAAGGCCAAAGCUCCGUCGUCAGGAAGAGGACGAGGCAGACCACCAGCAAAAAAGGUAGAGAAAGAGGAAUCUGCAGAAGAAAAUGACGAGGAAGAGGAAGAAGAAGUUGAGGAUGAAGAUUAAAUACAAAUUAAUUGUAUCUCAUACUAUAUACUUCGCCAUUAAUUUUACAUUUAUUUAAUAAGGAUCAAGAAUAAUUUUAAUUUUUAAUUUAUUGAUUUCGGAACAAUUUAUAUAGGCUUAGAAUAGGUUUAUAAUUAUUUUGUUCUAUUUCGUGAUAUGAAAAGAAUUAACAAUUUGUAAACAUUGUUUUUUCAAAAUGAAACAUUUUAAGAAAAAAAAAACAUAAAAAUCGUAAAGCAUUUAUAUUGUAUCAACCAUACAGUUGUUAAACCAAUUUUUCAUUUGUCAUGUAUAUGAUUUAUUUUAUUUCGAUGUUAUGUAUAAAUAGUAACCUACCCUAUGAUUAUUGAAAGUAAUAGUGAUUACUUUUUAUACAUAUAAAUAUAUAAUUUUCCGAUUGUCUAAUCUCUGCCAUUAUAUUUAUACUACAAAAACAAACUUAAACAGUCUUAAUAUUUUUCGGUACAUACAUUCGGAGUUACUCUUUCAUUGCAUUAACAAAUGACGUAUGUAUUAUAGACAUAUGUUAUCAAAAAACAAAAAUAUGAAUCAUACGUCUAAUAGAUAUAUUGUAUUGAUUUGUACUUACCUACUUGCAUAUAAUAUUUGAAAAUGACUAUUGUACCUGAAAAUAUUGUGCAAAUAAUAAAAUAAUUUCGGAAUUAUAAUUGAUUAAAUUAAUUAAAAUUGAUGUGAAUUAGUAAUAAUAAAUGAAAAAUACCUAA